AUGUCGACAGAAAGAAAAGCUUGGACCCAGGAUGUAAACUCUAUACAGGAAGACGAUGCAAUACGAGCACUAGUAGAAGAAUAUGGGGUAAAGCAUUGGACACAAAUUUCACAAUUACUAUUAGAAAAAUUUGGAAUCAAAGGACGGUAUGUUCUAUUUAGGUCGGGCAAGCAGUGCCGAGAGCGCUGGCAUAACCACAUUGACCCACUGAUCUCCAAAGAUUCUUGGUCAAAAGAAGAAGAAAGCAUUAUUUUUCAAUAUCAAAAACUAUACGGAAAUCGGUGGUCAGAGAUAGCAAAACACCUGCCUGGGAGGUCAGAUAAUGCUAUAAAAAACCAUUUUUACAGCACAAUUCGGAAAAAUUUACGAAGACACAACAGAAAAAAACCAGCAAGUGAAAGAAUUUCAGGGCCCAUAAAGCAGCUACUACAAGAUCAAGACGUUCUUGAUAUAAUCAUGGCUUAUUCGCAACAAGACACAAUUGCGAAAAUUCCUCUAAAAUCAGAGCCAACCAUUUUAACUCCCCCCAUCUUUGAUCGAACGGCUUGCCAUCGUUCGAUCAAGGAUGGGGAUUAAAAACAAUUUUAUAUAUAUAUUUAUUUUUUUUAUUUACUUUUAAAUAAGAGGGUUAAGAGUAUUUAAUAAUUAUUUUUACAGCAAAAAAUUGAAUUAAUUUCAUAAAAAUACCAAUUUUUAAUAUUUUGAUUUAUUAGUUACCCCUUUAAACUGUAUAAAUCUUAAUUUGUUCCAUAUUAAAUAAAUUGUUUUUUUUUAAAAAUUUUAAAGAAUCUCUAUUUUUUUAGAUUAUUGAGUUUUAAGCCUAGGGUGACGGCUAAAUCACUUCGGAUGGUUGAUUCCGUAGCUUUCUGUCGUCUCAAAGUCUCUGAAAACAACUUCACUAGGUGCAUCUUCCCAAGCUUUUGAUAACUAAUAUAUAUUUUAUAUGUAUAAAAAUUUGCAUGAUAUGAAAAUUGUUCGAACAAGGAUGGGGGUUAAAUUCCCCCAAUUUUUAGAAAUUUUUUACAGUCGAUCGUUCGAUCAAGGAUGGGGUGAGUAAGAAGAUCUGAAAGAUUAAGCAGCAGAAAAGAUCUAAAACUUGAAGCAAUGGAAACAGAAGAGAAAACAGAACCAAAACAAGAGCAAUUAGCUGAAGAUAUCCCCGCAUCUCAGCCCACUCCAAGAAGCAUUAUGAAAAAGAAGCCGCAGAUUUCAAUAGACUCUAUGCAAGAAGAGAUGCCUGAAAUCCGGAUUAAUGUUUGCGAAAGACCCAGUGAGGAAAAAUCGAAAUAUUCUUUGGGAAAUUCGCCAUCAAAGAUGGCUGAACUUAUCGAGAGUGCUGAUGCGACUACUCCUCAAUGCAUUAUCACUCCUAGCAAUUUUCUCAGAAGUCCUUUCCGUGGGCCAAAAUUUUUCAAUUUUGGUGACGAAGCAACGGCUGGCUUUAAUUUUGAUGGCUUUAAUAGCCAAGAUUUGACGGAUACUUUUCAAAGAACAGAUUCGUUGGCAUAUGGAUUGCUGAAAUCUGACUCUUUGAACAGCUGGAAAUCAGAUUAUUUAAAAUAUGAUCCUUUUACACAAAAUCCUUCGCCUCAGGCAAGAUCGAUUGUGUUACCACCUUUUUCACCGAUGGACAAGUUCCAGCAUUCAGUAAGUCCUCGAAGUGGUAAUUAG
Molecule: messenger RNA, 1671 nt
Organism: Blepharisma stoltei
Lineage: Eukaryota; Ciliophora; Heterotrichea; Heterotrichida; Blepharismidae
Source: the annotation of a GenBank genome assembly